UGCAUCACAGUAUCAAAACAAAGGCACACUGACAUUCACUCUAAUCGUGAUGAAUGUCAGCGAGCGUGUUUCAUGCUGAUACACCCCAGCAGCUCAUGAAUACAAGAGAAAAACAGGAAAACAGCAGGAGGAGCAGGAGAGGUGAAGAACCAGAAAUGAAAGAGUGUGUUGCAGAGGAGAUAUUCUGCAUCACACUGCUGUAAUCACUAGAUAAGAGAAGAUGUGAGAUACAGAGAAGCUGUGUUGAAGGAAGAUGGCGAGCAGCGGAAGAUGAUUGGAUGAGCAGUGAGGAGGCGUGGCCGGAGUCUGAAUGAUUUGUGCGACAGUUACUGGAGAAAGAGAGAGGCGAGAGACUGUGCAUUCAGAACGUGUGUGUGAGUGUGUGUGUGUUUGAGGGGGUGUAUGAGCACAGGAAUAAUCAGGAGAGACACAGAGAGACGGGGCGGUGUGGAUGCUGUUCUGCGGUAGCUGUUGGGUUUUUCAUCCCGUGAGGAUCAGUCUCUGCUUUAUACCUGGAACGAGCAGCACUUGACGCAGCGGAGGACAGAAGAGGGUCGAAGGAGUGAAGCUGUUAACACUCGGUCGGACCUCUGAAUCCUGAAGAAAACAUUCACAGCCGAGAGGAACAAAGACGCAGAGGUAGAGGAAGAAGCAUCAAGAAGCGGUAUGGAUAAGGGAUGUCGAAUUUAAGGAGAGAAACUGACUGUAGGUUUGCCAGAAAAUGAGAAGCAGGAUAAGGGACAGGAUGAAGAGAUGAUGCACUGGGGCAAAACUGAAGACUGAAACCUUGACUGGCAAAGCAGGACAAGCCUCUGUGUAUUAUAAAGCGUGUUUGUUCAUCUGUAUUCAUCUGUUCAUUCAUGCUGUCUGGGAAACCUUCAGAUGAUUUGGAGGUCAAGAAAAUACUGGAUUUUUUUGCAUGGUCCAGCCGUGAGCAGGACUUCUCAUUGCUCCCCUAGUAGAUGUCCAACAGGACAAGGGUUGUUUAUUUGCCAGGAGGCCAGAGGCAUGAGUGCCAGCAUGCACUUGUCAGAAAUGAAUCGGGUUAAAUGCAUGGUUGUAAAGAGGUUAACUGCUAUGCAUCAUUGUGGUGAGACAUCUUCCCUAAUGAAGCAUCAUUAGAGCACAUAUGCCAUUGAUUGAGGCUCAAGAAAGGAUUAAUUGCAUUGCAGGAAAUUACUGAAGUGCAUCUGAAAGAUAUUGAAUCUGCAGUUUAAAGUGAUUAGACUGCUAAGGACUGUGGGUGACUUUAUCGCUACACUUCCUAACGUUUGCCUUGCAGACCAAAGACCGCUGACUUCUAUUUAAAAACUGUAUACCCCAACUCAUCAAUAAAUAAAUAAUAAUGGCCAUGCUGUAAGGGUUGUGGGCUUGUGCUUUCCAACUUGCCAUCUUAUCACUUUUCUUACUUUGUGACUUCAGUCUUGUAAAAGUGGGGAUCAUUUGGCCCCUGGGGGUCCGGGCUGCGGCCCCGGCCCCGGGCCCCAAACCAAAAAUGCGUCGCUCAAGUACAGAUGAAACCCCGUACCGCCGGAGUCCCUCUCUGGACAGCAAGGGCUCGCCGCCUCUGCGCUACAGCGGGGAGUACGAGUACCACAGCUCGCCCUUCGUCUUCGGCCUUCGUACCACACCGGGCUCAAAGAAAGCUACAGCCAGCUACACCACCGCACAGGGCCGGAAAUAUGUAGUGUUUUACCUCGACCUGUCCUUCAUCUUUCUUCUAGAGCUGCGGCGCUGCAGGAUGGCCGAGGGCUGCCUGAGGGCCCUGAGAUACGGGAUGGUUUUCUUCAAUCUGCUCUUCUGGCUGGGCGGCUGUGGGAUUCUGGGAGUAGGAGUUUGGCUUUCCAUCACACAGGGAAACUUCGCCACCCUCUCCUCAUCUCUACCGUCGCUCUCUGCCGCCAAUCUGCUCAUUGCUGUGGGAAGCAUCAUCAUGGUGAUUGGCUGCCUGGGCUGUGUGGGCGCGGUCAAAGAGAAUCGGCCCUUACUCCUGAGCUUCUUCAUUCUGUUGCUCAUGAUAUUAUUGUUGGAGAUUCUGUUCAUGAUUCUGUUCUUCGCAUAUCAAGAUGAGAUUGAUCUGUAUGCACAAAGCGACCUGAAGAAAGGCCUGCAGCUCUUUGGGACUGAAGGAAACAUCGGACUGACCAACGCCUGGAGCAUCGUCCAAACCGACUUUCGCUGCUGUGGGGUGACCAAUCACACAGACUGGUUUCACGUGUAUAACGCGACGCGUGUGCCGGACUCCUGCUGUCUGGAGUACAGUGAUAACUGCGGUCUGGAGAAUCCUGGCACCUGGUGGACAGCGCCGUGUUACGAGCGAGUGAAGGGCUGGCUGCAGGAGAAUCUGGUGGCUCUGUGGAUCUUCGCUCUGUGUACGGCUCUAACACAGAUCCUGGGGCUGGUGUUCUCCAUGACUAUAUUCUGUCACGCUGUGAAAGUGGAGACCUUCUACGCAUAGAGACGUGGAACUGGACCAAACACAUUCCUGCUUCUUCAUUGCACACUUCUGUCUUCAUGCUGUAGCAAUCAGUUGUCACGUUUUGCUAACACACUGACAUUUGCAACAUGAUUUUAUAAUCCAGAUCAGCUCAAAGAAUGAAAAUGGCUCUUUAUUGAGAAUAUUUAAUGGACAGUUUUUUUGUUUAGUUUUUUUGGUCUAGUUGUGAAGAAAAUACAGCAAUUUUAAAGAAGGAGAGCAGUCACUAAUUUUAUAUUUGUAUAAUUUCAUAUUAAGACGUGUGAAAUUAACAAUCGCUGUUUAUAUUUAUUCAGAGCAAGUUCUCAAUAGAUGUAAAAGCUACGAUUUUAGAUCACAUUUUUGUAUAUUUGAUUUAUUUGGCAUAGUCUUUAAAACAAAAAAUAAUAAAACAGACACAUUUUACUUAAA
Molecule: messenger RNA, 2887 nt
Organism: Cyprinus carpio (common carp)
Lineage: Eukaryota; Metazoa; Chordata; Actinopteri; Cypriniformes; Cyprinidae
Gene: tspan4a
Product: tetraspanin 4a
Cellular component (GO): membrane
Source: RefSeq, a predicted model, not a curated record